AAGCUUAUCUCCUCACACGACCUGCUUAUAUUGUGCAAUACCAAAAUGCCUGUAGCUGGACCGUCGCGACGAAUAGUUCGCCGAAGGGAACCUUCUCCCGAUGCCAUUGAAGAUGAGGCCAGCCGAGUUGCAUCGCAAGAAACCGUAGAAGACGAUGAUAUGGAAGAUGAAGAUGAUCGACCUCGAAGGAAGGCAUUGAAGGUCAAGAAGGAGAAAGGCGCAUUUGAAAAAAUCGAGAACCCAGAAGAGAUUCUUGCAAACCUUGGGAACCAACCCUUGGAUAGGGCUGCGCUAAUGAAGGUUGGCGGUGUUGCUCUGGAUUGGGCACAAAUACGCAAAGGUCCAUUUUCCUACACAUUCAAUCUCAUAGCGGACGUAGCGCCUUCUUUCGCCGAAUUUGCAGAAGGGGAGCAAGGAGAGCAGAGUCUCGCAGAUCUGGAGGCGACAAUGAAGCGAUUGAUCGACACCGAGAAUGAGCUUUCGGUCCAUGAAACCGUUCUGAAUGAACUUCGAGAGAAGAUUGCUCUGGGAGAGGAAGUGAGCAAUGUGGUGGAACGCUAUCAGACUGGAGUGCAAGAAAAGAUGGCCGAAUACAAGAAAAGGACGGCUCGUCAGAAGUAUGGGAAGCAUGACCAGUAUAAUAAAUACCGUCAAGCUGUCUUCGAAGUACAACAUCCGGAUACCGCCAUGCCACCCGUCACAGAGUUCCUUCCUCGCGAGGCGGGCGAUGAUAGUGAUGAUGAUGACGACAUUCAAGUUGGAGGUGUUACUCAAGAUUACAAGUGUCCAUUAACGUUGACGAUCUUGGUUGAUCCCUUAACCUCAUCUGUUUGCGGCCAUUCCUUUUCGGCGAAUGCAAUACGCGAAUACAUGGCAGGCAAACGUUCGGUCCAAUGUCCAGCGUCAGGUUGUCACAAGAUGCUCGCUUUAGCGGACCUCAAACCUGAUCAAGAACUCGCGAAGAAAGCGAGAGACGCUGCUAGACGUGAACGUGCGAGAGAAACCAGUGAUGACAGUGAGGAUGAUGAGGUUAUUGAGUAGAUGUGCAGAGGUGUCGUUGGGGUCUGCUUUGUUCGCUUUGGACAUAUGAUAAUGUACCAUUAUUAUUGGUACUGUAUAUUGUGAUAAUGUUGUUCUCUUACCCUUCACAGAUCUUCAGACACCA
Somion occarium is the source of this 1165-nucleotide messenger RNA. The record is from the annotation of a GenBank genome assembly. Lineage: Eukaryota; Fungi; Basidiomycota; Agaricomycetes; Polyporales; Cerrenaceae.